AUGUCGAUCGUGGCAGUCAAGAAUCUCAUAUUCGGCCGCUCGAAGCGCCGUGGCUCUAGCAGCGCCGCGUCGGACGACACAGUCGUUGACAACACCGACCCUGAGCGUCAACCUCUGCUCACUACCACCAAAUCCAAGACAUCCUCCAUUGAGCAGCAGGAGCCAACACGGCCAUUCCGCCUCGAUGCUCGCAUCAUCUCAGAUGCCACCAUUGGCCUCUCAGAUGGACUCACAGUCCCCUUCGCCCUGACGGCAGGCCUCUCCGCCCUCGGCCAGACCAAGGUCGUCGUCUACGGCGGCCUCGCCGAGCUCAUCGCCGGCGCCAUCUCCAUGGGCCUUGGCGGCUACCUCGGAGCCAAGAGCGAAGCCGCCUCGUACAGGGAAACCAGGGCCGAGUGCGUCCGCAGCAUCGAGCAAGACGGCGACCACGUCCGCGCCGCCGUGCUCGAAGUCUUUGAGCCCUACGAGCUGCCCGCCCAGACCCUCGACGACCUCUCAGCCCACCUCGCCCGCUCGCCGCGCCAGGUCGACUUCCUCAUGCAGUUCCAGCACUGCGAGCAGGAGCCCGCCUCGAACCGCGCCGCCGUCUCCGCCCUGACCAUUGCCGCCGGCUAUCUCUUUGGCGGCCUCAUCCCGCUGUUCCCGUACUUCUUCGUCGGCGAGGGCCAGGUCGACCUCGCGCUGUGGAUCUCCGUCGCCGUCAUGGUCGUUGCGCUGUUUGCGUUUGGAUACGUUAAGACGUGUGCCGUCAGUGGAUGGCACGGCGGCCGGUGCGUGUGGGAGGCCGUCAAGGGUGGUCUCGAGAUGGUCGUCGUGGGCGGAGCCGCGGCUGGAGCGGCCAUGGGACUGGUGAAGUUAUUCGACGGCAUGGCAAAUGGAGGCACUACUGUUGUCAUGUAG
Molecule: messenger RNA, 900 nt
Organism: Verticillium dahliae VdLs.17
Lineage: Eukaryota; Fungi; Ascomycota; Sordariomycetes; Glomerellales; Plectosphaerellaceae
Product: CCC1 protein
Exons: 2
Coding region: 1-900 (299 amino acids)
Biological process (GO): intracellular manganese ion homeostasis
Cellular component (GO): fungal-type vacuole membrane
Molecular function (GO): manganese ion transmembrane transporter activity; iron ion transmembrane transporter activity
Source: RefSeq, a predicted model, not a curated record